UGGCAUCAAUGGCGCCAUUUGUUUAAAAAUGGUUUAGUUAAUGACAUGUUUAGCUGGUGAAACGAGGUAGGAACACCUCUCAAGAACGAGAUGGGUAUACAUUGCACAAGACAGAUACAGGAAUGGAGAACGAGGUUACACCCCAAAAACGAUGCGAGAUGGGAGAACGAGGUAUGGAAGGCCCAUGUGAUAACUCAACGGAAAUACUUUCCAUCGCCCAUAUGGUUUUUAGCCAACUCCACGCCGGCUGAGGUCUACAAAGCCGCUCCACCAGAACUACAGCGUCAGCUGAGAAGCAGACUCAGCCUGGAAACACCGGGUGGAAGCGGCCUUGCAGGAGCUCUACCUGGAUCACUUGGGUUCGAUCGGCUCUCACCUCCUCCGCUCGCGGCUGCAGAUCGACGCCCCAGUGGCCAAGGCUUCUUGGCGGUUCCGAUCAAAGGGCCAAGCGAAGCCACCGGCAGCACUGGUCAAUGGAGUGGCUCAGGAGUCUCUCCAGGCCAAUCAUUGCGGUCUUGGAGACAAGAUGCCUGGAAGCGGGACGAUUGGAAUGAUUGGAAAGAACAGAAGGAGUGGUCCUCGUGGUCUACGAGCAAAGAAUCCUGGCCUCAACAAAAGAAAGAAGCUUGGAAUCCAAAGCGCUGGGGCAGGAGUCGAGGCUCCUGGUCCUGACCAAAGGUGUCGGCUUAAGUGGACCGCCGGCGCUGCAGCUGGGCAAGGUUUUGGUGACCAAUCCAAAAAACUCA
This is a messenger RNA of Durusdinium trenchii, 746 nucleotides long. Lineage: Eukaryota; Dinophyceae; Suessiales; Symbiodiniaceae. The record is from the annotation of a GenBank genome assembly.